Molecule: messenger RNA, 1325 nt
Organism: Haliotis rufescens (red abalone)
Lineage: Eukaryota; Metazoa; Mollusca; Gastropoda; Lepetellida; Haliotidae
Product: leucine-rich melanocyte differentiation-associated protein-like
Exons: 5
Coding region: 258-809 (183 amino acids)
Source: RefSeq, a predicted model, not a curated record
CUUUCAAGUCAUGUGAUGAACAAAAUGGUGGCUGCCAUGUCGCCGUAAAUGUUAUUCGACUGUUGAACCGUGCGACAUGGAAUCUUACAUUCAUGGAAAGGAUUAGAACUACUUGUUUCCAUUUCUUAAGGUUUGUCACUUAAUUGGAGUUGAAGAAGUCAAGUACUAGUCCUUGAUUCAAGUGACAAGCUCCACUCCUAUUUUUAUCACUGACAAUUUGGCGUCAGCUGUCAAAUCCACCGCCCUAUAUCGUGGAGAUGGCAGAAGGUAAGAGGAGAUGGACAUUGGCAUAUCUUGACUUAGUUGAAGUUCCCUUUGAUCUUGCUGAAAAAUACGGAGGACUGAUCGAAGAGCUGGAUUUAAGUUACAACCGAGUGACAGAUUUACGUUUCAUGAGUGACUUCCCCAAAGUGUCGACACUGAUCCUGGAUCACAACAACAUCUCCUGCCAAGUGAAGCUGCCGUCUCUGCCUGAACUCAUUACACUAUGGGUCAACCACAACAAGAUAAGAAAUCUGGGUGUGUUUGUCGCCACAAUUUCAAAGACGUGCCCGAAUCUGAGGUUUUUGUCCAUGAUGAACAAUGAAGCUGCCCCCAGCUACUUCAACGGAGGAUCCUAUCAGCAGUACGUCGACUUCAGGUACUACGUGAUCAGUAAGAUCCCUACCCUGGAGGCACUGGAUGACAAGCAAGUUACUUCGGACGAGAGAAGAGAGGCCGAGAGAAUAUACAGGAAGCCAAUCAAGAGAAGCAAGAAGAACAGCAGCAGCAACAACGCUGCCAAACGACGAAGCAGUUGCUGGAACUGAGUUGUCUCCUCGUCAGACUUUCUCCACAAAGUGAAACUAAUAUCCCUGUGAACUUUCCCCGAAUAUCUCGACAAUGAAUACCAUUGUUUGUUUAUAAUGAGAAAAGCUCAUUUUGAUUAAUACCAAUCCUUUCAAAUCUGCACUCAUUGAUUGAGGCAGGGAUUUUUGUUUAGGACUUUGAAUUCUGGGGGGGUGAACGGUUAUCCCCCCCAAAACUUCUACUUGCCAAAACCUCUACGCUUAGUUAAGAGAACAUGUGGGUUCACCUAUUCUUAUAAUGGACCAGCCCAAGGGCAUUAAUUUGUAGUAGGACAAGCUGGGAUAAAUGACAUGAAUUAACUUGACCUAAGAUCAAACAGUGGUUAGUUUGUUUAACUCCAACAACUAAGGGAUUAUAGUGAGUGAGUGAGUUGGUUUAACACCGCUUUUAACAAUAUUCCAGUUAUAUCACAGCCUGUCUGCUUUAUGUGGGAGGAAAGCCCGAAGUGAUGCAGGUCUUAAGACAUUUACCACUUC